Coniosporium apollinis CBS 100218 is the source of this 1650-nucleotide messenger RNA. RefSeq lists its product as uncharacterized. The record is from RefSeq and is a predicted model, not a curated record. Gene Ontology annotation, cellular component: membrane. Gene Ontology annotation, molecular function: carbohydrate:proton symporter activity. The transcript has 4 exons. The coding region runs from base 1 to 1650 and encodes 549 amino acids. Gene Ontology annotation, biological process: carbohydrate transport; transmembrane transport. NCBI's taxonomy places the organism in Eukaryota, Fungi, Ascomycota, Dothideomycetes.
AUGGCCUCCUACCUCGGACUUCGCGGAGCGUCACUCAAUGUAGCGAUUGGAUCAGUCGCCGCAUGCUGCUUCAUACUAUUCGGCUAUGAUCAAGGCGACAUAGGAACGCUGCUCACCGUGCCAUCUUUUCUGCGCGAGUUCCCGGAAGUCGAUACGUUCAACAAUCCCGGCGUGGGCUACAAUGCCAGAAUCCAAGGUAUUAUGGUCGCCUCCUGGAACAUCGGCUGCUUUAUCAGUGCUAUACUAGCUAUAUGGCUCGGCGAUAUACUCGGCCGGCGAAAGACCAUCUUUGUAGGCCUCUUCAUUAUGGGCAUUGGCGAGAUCAUCCAGGCGUCCUCCUACAGCUUGGGACAGUUCAUCGCGGGGAGGGUCAUUGCCGGCUUUGGAAACGGAUUCAACACCUCGACUAUUCCCGCUUGGCAUGCCGAAUGUUGCAAGGCUCAUCGUAAAGGCACGGUGCUCAUGAUAUCAGCUGGUUCGAGUAUCGCGCUUGGCGUUGCCCUCUCUCAGUGGAUUGGAUUCGGCUUUGCCUACCUCGAGCCUUCUUCCGCUUCCUGGCGAGUACCAAUUGCCAUACAGCUGGUGUUGCCGGUCAUCAUCUUGGCUGUCAUCAUGCUCUUGCCUGAGUCGCCGCGUUGGCUGAUUCUCAAGGGGCGCGAGGACGAGGCGUUGAACGCACUUGCCGCCCUCAAUGACUUACCUCGUAAUGAUCCUGAAGUAUUCUCGGAGUUCAUCGCCAUCAAAGAUGCCGUCCUCCAAAUGGCAGCAGCCUCGCCAUCGGGACUGUUCAAGAUGAACGAAUACCGCGACGCACACCGAACCGUAUUGGCCUACUGCAUACAGAUCUUCCAGCAAGCCACAGGGAUCAAUCUCAUCGUGCAAUACAUUGCACUGAUCCUGCUGCAGCAGACACGGUACUCCGGCUGGGUUGCUCGACUGCUGGCGGCGUGCAACGGAACGGAAUUCUUCCUCGCCUCCUUCAUUGCCGUUGUUGGUAUUGACAGGUUCUGGGGUCGCAGGUCGCUCAUGAUGUUCGGAGCGUCCGGCAUGUGCAUAUCGAUGAUUAUCAUAACAGUAUUAAGAUUCCUGGACAACCGUGGAGAAAAUAUUGCCGCGACAGUGUUCUACUUCGUCUUCAACACGUUCUUUGCAAUUGGAUGGCAGGGCAUGGCAUGGCUCUACACGGUGGAGAUUGUCCCACUCCGCAUCCGUGGACCAGCGAAUGCCUUAAGUACCAGCGCGAACUGGAUAGUUAAUUUCAUUGUCGUUCUUAUUACACCGAUUGCCUUUAACAAUAUUGGAUACAGAACGUACAUCAUCUUUGCCGUAUUCAAUGCGGCCAUUAUCCCUCUAGUCUACUUCUUCUACCCCGAAACCGCCUACCGCUCGCUGGAGGAAGUCGACGCCAUCUUCUAUGCCGUUGCCAAAUCCCCACGACCAUGGCUCAGCGCUGUAAGCAUCGCACGCGAACAUCCGCUGUGGUACGGCAAGAACGGCGAAGGGAUGGGUGAUUACGAGCAGAGCGAGUGGCAUCAGCGCAUCCUGCAGACGCAGAAGGAGAAACCAUCCGAGGACUCUGCGUUUUCGUCCUCUUCGGGGGGUAACUAUCCUUCACCGCCAGAGCAGCGGGACGUGGGCACGGCUUUCUGA